Molecule: messenger RNA, 1002 nt
Organism: Fusarium coffeatum
Lineage: Eukaryota; Fungi; Ascomycota; Sordariomycetes; Hypocreales; Nectriaceae
Exons: 2
Coding region: 1-1002 (333 amino acids)
Source: RefSeq, a predicted model, not a curated record
AUGAUGACCAAGGCCUCCCUUUUCUCUAUGGCCCUUGCUGCCAUCCGGGUUCAAGCCCAGGUGCCUACAGACAUCAACCUCUACAGCACCGAGUCUUGUGAUCCUGACCCUAACGACCUCUCCGUUCAGUCCUUCCAGCUGGGUAUCAACACCCAGGAGGACGAUAACGGCAAUGAGUACACUGGUUGCAACGCGGCCACGAUCGUUCCCACUGGCUGGCCCACUACUGCCAACGGUAAAUACCCUGUCUGGGUUGACACCUCCGCGUUCGGUGAGGGCUGUAGCAUGCUCUUCUACCAGCUCGCUGGCUCCCAGGAAGAGGGAGAGACCUAUGCUUGCCGCAAUGGACUUUACCGCAAGAUCCAGAAGGACAAGUCUUUCUGUGCUGACUUGGAACUGACUCAGAAGUUUGGAUACGCCUACUGCUGUGGAUCUAUCUGCAACGAUGAUAUCAGCGACUGGCCUUCCAAGAAGCGCAGCGUCCCUGCCCCCAAGGCCAAGGAUGUAACCAAGAUUAAGCGCUCUCCCAUCCUUAAGAAGCGCCAGGACGACAAGUGCAUCAUCAACCUCAAGAGCGAGCCCUACACUACCUUCGGUCAGCAGAUCCAGAUGGGUCCUGAGGAGACUUGCGAGAAGGACCAGACCACCUGCGGACAGACCUGGACCUACACUGCUGGCACUGAGAUCGUCAACACUCGAUCCCACGAGGACAGCACCGAGAUUGGAUUCUCCGAGUACAUCGUCUUUGUCAACACUAUUUCCGACGGCUACGAGAUCAGCAAGGGCGAGUCUGAGGAGCGAUCUGUUUCUAAGCAGAUGGCUCCUGAGCCUGGUCACUCUGGAUACCCUACCUUUACUCCUCUCCUCUUCUGCGCCGAGGCUGACCUGAGCGGCGACUGCUCUCGUGAGAACAUCGGCAUCGGUGACGGAGAGAUUUGCAUCCAGAAGUACCUCCCUGGUGAUGUUCCUGACGGUGAGUGGCUCAUGGUCACCACCGACUAA